UGUAAGGUGAAAGGUCUUUGAACUGUAGUUUAGUGGUCUACUACUGUCUGCUGCAGAUGUUUAUAUGCAUUCUUAAUCUCCAUUACUUCUUAACUGACCAAUGAAAGCUUGAGGUUUAAUGCAGGUGUAUUAGAUGGAAUUUCUUUAGUAUUCAAAUUAAUCAUUAGGUUUUUCUAUAAGCAUGAGGAACUGUAAUUGAUUUCUACUUUUACAUCAAUUCUAUACAAUUUAUUCAGGAAGUUUAUUGAUUCAGAAAUCCCUGCUUGCAGUAAGUUAGUUCUACUUGAUCAUUGUCUAAAUCUGGGCUUGAGUUUUUCUGCAGUUGCUGGAGUGGUGGUUUCUCAUUCAUGUGGAACGAUGUAGGAUGUUUAUAGAGAGCCAAUAUGAGAUUAGUAGAUGAAGAAGUGUAUCAUUUGAGUGCAACAAAGAUGCGUUUUGCAUUGCGAAUCACCAACUCUUCCGGCUGAGAGUAUUCACCCCAUUUGCAACAGUGAGGGCAGUGUGCUUCAUUCGUGUUGAAGAAGAUGAGGAGAGCGGCAAUGGCGGUAGUGCAAAGGGGUUUGGUUUAAAUGGUCAGAUCAGUUUUGUUGCGUCGCAAAUGUCUGACAGAUGUGACGGAGAUCAGGGUUUUGGACAACGAAUCUGAACCGUCCAAGAUCGGGGCACGUGCAAUUCUCGAUAGCCGGAUCUAAUUUUGGAACUGUUACGGGAUCGAGAACGGGCGAGGCGGCCUGAGAAGACUCGUGCCGCUUCAUCGGGAGCCUUCCAAAACCUAUCUGCCCUCGCAACGAAACUUCUUCCAUGGAGUUCGCCUCCGCUGUCCUUCUUCCCGCCCCGCUCGCCUCGCUCUCCGCCGCUGCCGCCACUAUCGCGGUUCCGAUUUCGAUCGCAGUCACCACUCCCACCACAGCUUGCUGAAUCGUCUGGCUGCGAGGCAGGAAUCCGAUCCAGAUCCCGAGCUCCUCUUCUUGGGGGUCUCCUUUUCCACCUACGAGAAGACCUUAAUCGAAUUGAAAGAACAGGAUGACGCCGUCUUUAUUGCUGAUGAAUCCGGCCCUUUCGUGGACCGACACAGAGGCAACGGCGGCGCUGAGGUUUAAUGUCAAGUCUUUCUGUCCUCCAGCCGGUGCCUGCUACUGGGCUAGAAGAUGGAGAUCUCCGAUAUCAGCUAUGAUUCCAAAUAUUCAUCUUCCAAUGCGCAGCCUAGAAGUUAAAAACAGGACAUCAGUUGAUGACAUUAAAAGCUUGCGAUUGAUCACAGCCGUCAAGACCCCAUAUUUGCCUGAUGGGAGAUUUGACCUUGAAGCUUAUGACUCCCUUAUCCACAUGCAAAUCAUCAAUGGUGCUGAAGGUGUCAUAGUUGGGGGCACCACUGGAGAAGGCCAUUUAAUGAGCUGGGAUGAACAUAUCAUGCUCAUUGGUCACACUGUCAACUGCUUUGGUACCUCAAUAAGAGUUAUCGGGAACACUGGAAGUAACUCAACAGGAGAAGCAAUCCAUGCAACUGAACAAGGUUUUGCUGUAGGGAUGCAUGCAGCUCUUCAUAUCAAUCCUUAUUAUGGGAAGACAUCCUUGGAGGGAAUGGUCUCACAUUUUGAGGCAGUUCUUUCUAUGGGCCCAACUAUCAUAUAUAAUGUGCCCUCAAGGACUGGACAGGAUAUUCCACCCUCGGUGAUACACACGAUCUCGCAGAAUCCUAACAUGGCAGGUGUCAAGGAGUGCAUGGGAAAUGAUAGGAUCAAAGGUUAUGUAGAUAAAGGGAUUGUGAUAUGGAGUGGGAAUGAUGACGAAUGUCAUGAUUCUAGGUGGGCAUUUGGAGCAACUGGAGUCAUAUCUGUUGCUAGCAAUCUUGUUCCAGGGUUGAUGCAUGAGCUCAUGUUUCAAGGGAAAAAUCCUUCAUUGAACGCAAAGCUGAUGCCUCUGAUCAAAUGGCUGUUCCAGGAGCCGAAUCCCAUCGGCCUUAACACUGCCCUUGCGCAGCUGGGAGUAAUUAGGCCUGUGUUCAGGUUGCCCUAUGUCCCUCUUCCUCGUGCAAGGAGACGUGAAUUUGUACGCAUCGUGGAGUCGCUUGGUCGUGAGAAUUUCAUUGGCGAAAAAGAUGUUGAGUUUCUUGAUGAAGACGACUUUAUACUGGUAGGCAGGUACUGACAAUACAUGGUCCAUUAUCUCAAGUUUCUUCCCUUAUAGUAUGUAAGCCAUUAAUGGAGUAAAACUCUAUGAUCUAUGAUCAGAAAGCAAAUAAUCUAGCUGUCGUGCUUGUCAAAGUUUUCAUAUGGUAUAUAUAUAGUUGAUUUGAGGUUCU
This is a messenger RNA of Musa acuminata AAA Group (dessert banana), 2302 nucleotides long. RefSeq names its product 4-hydroxy-tetrahydrodipicolinate synthase, chloroplastic-like. Bases 1024 to 2148 code for a protein of 374 amino acids. The transcript has 3 exons. Gene Ontology annotation, molecular function: 4-hydroxy-tetrahydrodipicolinate synthase activity. The record is from RefSeq and is a predicted model, not a curated record. NCBI's taxonomy places the organism in Eukaryota, Viridiplantae, Streptophyta, Magnoliopsida, Zingiberales, Musaceae.